GCGCAGGAGGAAUUCAUGGAGCUGCUGGAGCUGCUGGUGUCCCGCGCUCGCACCUACGUGCCCUCGCUGGCUGCCAUGGAGGAGUUCCACCUGAGCCUCUCGCAGUGCGUGGUGCUGCGCUACCACUGGAUAGACCUCUUCGUCCGCUCCCUCAGGGAGCGCCUGGCUGCCUUCCACAGGUUCUUCUGCGUGGCUGACCAAGUGAAGGUUUACACCAACCAGAACAAAACCAGGACCUUUAUUGGCUUGGAGGUCUCUGCUGGGCAUUUCCAGCUGCUGGAGCUAGUCUCGGAGGUGGACAGAGUUCUGGAGGAAUUUGACCUUCCCACAUUCUACAAGGACCCAUCAUUCCACAUCAGCUUGGCCUGGUGUGUUGGGGACCUAUCUGGCAAGCUGGAAGGGCAGUGUCUACGGGAGCUCCAGGACAUUGUGGACGGGUUUGAGGAUUCGGCGCUCCUGCUGCGUAUCCACUGGGAGCAAAUCCGCUGCAAAUCAGGGAACAAGUACUUCUCCUUCCCCUUGAGGUAG
This is a messenger RNA of Acanthisitta chloris (rifleman), 528 nucleotides long. RefSeq names its product U6 snRNA biogenesis 1 (gene USB1). The annotation marks the transcript as partial. Gene Ontology annotation, molecular function: 3'-5'-RNA exonuclease activity. Lineage: Eukaryota; Metazoa; Chordata; Aves; Passeriformes; Acanthisittidae. The record is from RefSeq and is a predicted model, not a curated record. The transcript is spliced from 5 exons. Gene Ontology annotation, cellular component: nucleus. Gene Ontology annotation, biological process: U6 snRNA 3'-end processing.